AAUAAAUUCGUGAACUCCGAACAUGAAGAGCUUCAAUCCUGGAUUCCUGUUUGUGCUUCUCCUGGUGUUCCUGGUGGCCCAUGAAGCAGAAGGCGAUUGCCUUUCUGGGAGAUAUAAGGGUCCCUGCGCUGUCUGGGACAAUGACACCUGCCGCCGGGUGUGCCAGGAGGAAGGACGCACCAGUGGACACUGCAGUCCAAGCCUUAAAUGCUGGUGUGAAGGAUGUUGAUACAGAAAUUCUUUAAAAAUGUAAUUCAAUGUAUAUUCUGAUGAUGCAUAACUAC
Molecule: messenger RNA, 284 nt
Organism: Drosophila bipectinata
Lineage: Eukaryota; Metazoa; Arthropoda; Insecta; Diptera; Drosophilidae
Product: drosomycin-like
Biological process (GO): defense response
Source: RefSeq, a predicted model, not a curated record